GUGGCUGUCUGACGCCGGUCAGCCAUUUUGGGUAGGUUGUUCAACGACGAGCUGCUAGCUACCACACCGACAACACCAGGACGAAUACUUAAAGGAACUGAACAAAAAGCUGUUUUACUAAAACCAUCGUUCAAUAUGGGUCCACCAGGAGACAACCCACGUCAUGUGUCCUCUGAAAGAACGGAGGAUUUCAGUUGGUUUGUCAAUUUAUCUUGACAUGGCAUGUAGGUUAGUUGGUGGUUGUGACGACUGAAGAAAAGCAGGAAAAACAAACGCAGAUAGCUAGUUAGUACCUCAACUUCAACGGGUGAAAGAGAUUUUUUUGAAACACGUUUGUUGUCUGUAAAAUAAAAUCUAGUUGGUUCUCUCGACGGGAAUCCUAACCACCAUGAUGAUAUUGAAGCAAAAUGUCAUUUAAAAUGCCGAGAUACAACAGUUAGCUAGCCAGUCAACCGGACAAGUCAUUCGACAUUAAAUACCAAGUAAGCCAGACAGAACUCGGCGGAAAUGUAAAACGAAAGAUGACUGUCAGCUAGUUAGCUAACUAACCCGCACGACAUAGGCCUCAAUUACGUCCAAGAAGUAAAAUGAUGUAGCUAGUUAGUUGACCCACUAACUAGUUAGUGUUGAAGUGUAUGCUGCUUAGCCUAGCUAGCUCACGUUAACUAGUCAACUAAAAUAGUCCCGUCACUAUGAGUAUCGACAACGGAAGUAAACAAGGCCGCGGGCCAGUUCAAUGGCAGUAAACCCGGAGAUGUCAAACUACUCUGUAAACUUCAAUGUUGUAACUUGGUGCCAUCGUCUUCUGGCAUCCACAUUUACUUGCCAUGAUGGUUUUCUAUACCCCCAGUUAUUCAGGAACACGUUCAUAACGCGGUCUCUGCCGAGAAAUAUACACAAACAAACGGCGUCAAUCAUGGACGAAGCUUUGAGUUUGAGAAGACACGAAUAGAAUUGUCUGCUUUUUUGUUUGUGUAGUAAUCUCCUAUUUCAUUAGCGAGAAGUAGUGUCAGUGUGGGUUUUGGAAAUGGCUCUCCUUUCUGUUAGUAGUUGUCAGUAACCUAAAGGAAAAGGUGUACCUCAUUUUUAAUUUGCUAAUUUGUUUUCACUAGGCAAAUGUGUUGAAUUUAAAGUUCAUUUGGCCUGUAUUCGAAUGUCAUACUUUUAAUCACAACAUGGCUUCUUGAGUAAUUAAUAAAACAAAUGUAGCCAAAUAUUGAUUAAGAACCCCCCCCUCCUGAGCAUAAACUAUUUUAAAUAAAUAAAAUGACAUGGCUUGCUAUUUCAUUCGUUUCCUCAAGUUGGUAGUUAUUGCGAAAGAGCUAGUGUAGAAUAAUUUAGAUUUCUCGCUCUGUAAAAGGUAGCUAACUAGCUACACAUAGACAACUCGAAAGUAUAGUCAAAAUAUUCUGUAAUAGAGAAGACACCUAGCAUCCAAAUCUAAUAAUGGGGGACCCAACCUGGAGAAGAAACCAAACUAGAGAUCGACUCCGUGCUCAGAUCCGAAAGAAAAGGGAAUCUUUGGCUGACCAGUUUGACUUCAAGAUCUACAUAGCCUUUGUGUUCAAGGACAAGAAGUCGUCUGCACGGUUGUUGUUAUUCUCUUCCCUGUCCUCUCUGCUCCUUCAGAAGAAGAAGUCUGCCCUGUUCGAGGUAGCUGAAGUCCUACCGGUGAUGACCAACAACUAUGAAGAGAAUAUCCUGAAAGGUGUGCAGGAUUCCAGCUAUUCCCUCCAGAGUUCCAUGGAACUGAUGCAGAAAGAUGUUGUGCAGUUGCACGCCCCACGCUACCAAUCAAUGCGCAGGGAUGUCAUAGGAUGCACCCAGGAGAUGGACUUCAUCCUGUGGCCGCGUAACGACAUAGAGAAGAUAGUCUGUCUCUUGUUCUCCAGAUGGAAGGGGGCCGAGGAAGAACCCUUCAGGCCUGUUCAGGCCAAGUUUGAGUUUCAUCAUGGAGACUACGAGAAGCAGUUGUUACAUGCUGUCGGCAGGAGGGACAAGGCCGGAAUGGUUAUGAACAACCCAGCUCAGUCCGUCUUCCUCUUUAUGGACCGACAGCACUUACAGACUCCUAAAACCAAGGCCACAGUUUUUAAGUUGUGCAGCCUUUGCCUGUACCUGCCCCAGGACCAGCUAACGUGCUGGGGCGUUGGCGACAUCGAAGAUCAUCUCCUCCCGUACAUGCCCGACUAGGGCCAGCCGGCCUCCAUGGCUUCCGCCCACAACACAAGGAAGAUUUAACCCCUAAGCCACUGAAGCAAGUUGAUCUCUCUCUCAUCCACCACACAUCCUUCCAUUGAAUAGAACUGCUGCUUGGAUCUCCUCUUGUUUGUUGGUUUCCAUCUUCCUGAAGCUAAUUUAAAAAAUAAUCCAUAUUUGGUUUUUCCCUUACCUACCAAGCUUCCUCCCCCUAGCUCUGCUCCUACCAGUUUUGGAUUGGUUCUCCCUUUUAUCCACCCUCCCUCCACCAUCCAUCUUGUAUUUUAUUUUGAACCUGCACGAACAUUGAUUUUGAGUGGUUGGUUAUUCCCCUGGAGCUGCACAAUCAACGACACAGAGCAGUCACUGAAGGAACUCUUUAUGUUGCUACCAAGCAGGAACAAAGCCACACAGGUUUUUUUUUAUGACGUUCACAGGGGUCCCCUGUCUCUGCUGGACACAUUGUAACCCAUGUCAUAACAGAUUGGAAAAGCUUCUGUCAUUUCAAAGCUGGGUUAGAGGAAAACAUACUUGGGGGGUGUUGUUCUAGAACGACUAGCUACAAUCUAUGACGGGUCAGUCUAGGUGGCGUACAAACGUCUCCUGUAAAGCAAAGAUAAAAGGUGAAGGAGUAUUUGUCAAAUCAUUUGGUGUAGGUAUUCACAUCUUUUAUUUGUCCUUUUAAGACGCCCUUGUUUAAUGUUGGCUUUUUUUUUUUUUUCUGGGUUCAUUUGCUUUUCCUGUGAAAUAUGCCAGGAACACCAUUAGUAAUAUCUGGAGUAUAGUUGGGAACUGAUGGGAGGAAGUUGACAGACAGUAUUGUGAAUCGUGUGGUGCGGACCCGACACAAGGUUUAAAGGCUGAAGGUUGUUACCACGCACGCCAUUCAAGCUACUGAAAUCUGUUUUUGUUUUUUUCUGGGUGUGGGUUGGCAUGGGGGUGUAUAUGGAAGAAUUAAUGUACCUAACAAUGGAACAGGUUGAGUUGAAAUUAAUGGGAUCGUUACAUGUUUGUUCCUUUUAAUUUGAUAGACAAGUAUCCUAAAGAGUACUAAUUGUUGCAGUGCUUAUAAAAUGUAAAAUGGGGGUGUUUUUUUGUUGCUUUGCUGGAGUAAAUAAGGCACAAAUCAGUCUACAUUUAAUUGAGGGUUUUCUUUGUUGAUUCAAUAUGUUGGAUUUAAAGGUGGUUCAUUUCAGUUUAUUUUUUAUUUUUUUAUGCAUCUAGAAAUCAACACGGCUGAACAAAUCCCAAUACAAUGUAACAUUUGAAAGUA
Messenger RNA from Salvelinus namaycush (lake trout), 3472 nucleotides. RefSeq lists its product as uncharacterized. The record is from RefSeq and is a predicted model, not a curated record. The transcript has 5 exons. NCBI's taxonomy places the organism in Eukaryota, Metazoa, Chordata, Actinopteri, Salmoniformes, Salmonidae. Bases 1447 to 2193 code for a protein of 248 amino acids.